Molecule: messenger RNA, 684 nt
Organism: Dictyostelium discoideum AX4
Lineage: Eukaryota; Evosea; Eumycetozoa; Dictyosteliales; Dictyosteliaceae
Exons: 2
Coding region: 1-684 (227 amino acids)
Source: RefSeq, a predicted model, not a curated record
AUGAACACAUAUUAUCAUAACUUAUUGGAAUGUGCAAAAGAGAUCUCUGAACAUGUUUCAUCCAAACAUGUAAUUGAUAAAGAAAAUUUCGAUAUGUUGGAAACAUUUUUAUUUUAUAAUGAUAUAAUUUCCCAAUUAAAUUGUUGGAAUUCAAGUUAUCCUUACUUUUAUUCUAAAUUAAAUGACCAUCUGAUAGAACAGAUUACAAAAGAGUGGUUUUUAGGUAGAUUUCAUGGGAUUAAAGGUUUAAAUUAUAUUUUAUUAGAUAUAAUAAAUAAUAAAAAUGAGUAUAUCAAUAGAUAUGCAACAGUAGCUGAUAAACAAUUGGUUUUUAAUAAUUUUAAUUUUAUUUCCAAUUUAAUUCAACAAUUAACAACUCAAUUAAUUACUGGUUAUUAUAAUAAAAUUUUAGAACUUAAAUUUAAUAAAAUAUCAUCAAAAUACAAAUUAAACAUCAAUUUUAAUAAAAUUUAUAAAAUUCCAAUUCAUGUCAUAGACCCAUUCACUUCAUACACUCACCUAAUAAAAGAUUGGAGAAAUCAAGCAGUCUUUAAAUUUUUAACAAUUUAUAAUGAUUUAAAUGUUGAAAAAAAAGAAAAAUUAAUUAUACUAUUUAAGAAUAUUAAAAGAAAUUUAUUAAAAAUUCAUAAAAAUAAAAUUUUAGGUUCAGAUUUUUUAUUGUAA